ACUGCGGCUGGCUCAGAAUAACAAGGCAGUUCGCUAAUACCCGUCUAUUGGGGGUUUUCUCCGAUACACCGAGAGAGCUAAAAAAGCUAGCAAGGCUGCCAAGCACAUUGCACAGUCCAAGUUCCGCAACCCAGCAUGGCUUCGGGAGACCUUUACGAGGUGGACAGAAUAGUAGACAAGCGGAAAAACAAGAAGGGGAAGUGGGAGUACCUGAUCCGGUGGAAGGGCUACGGCAGCAACGAGGACACCUGGGAGCCGGAGCACCACCUCCAGCACUGCGAGGAGUUCAUCCACCAGUUCAACGCCCUGCACAUCCACAAGGACCGCCGGCCUAAGCAGCAAGGCAAGCACAGCGGGGGGCCCCGCUUCCUCAGCCGGACGGGGCCCGGCGAGGCGGUCAGGGGCCGGGGGGGGGAGCGGCGCAAGAGGAAAAAGCCUGGAGCAGCCGGGGCAGCCGGCGUGCAAAAGCAGAAGAGGAUCGGUGCCGCGAAUAAGCAGGCCGGACACAGGGUGACCAAGGCCAUGACCUACAGGAGCACGCCUGGCGGCCUGCAGUUCGUGUCCGUCAGGAAGCCACACAAUGGACUACAGAAUGGGGACCUGGUGGACACUCCCCCUUUUGGCGACACCACCGGAGCACACAAAAUCCCCACCGACACUGUGGACCAAAUGCUGGAGCUCAAUGUCAGCAAAACACCCCUUGUGAAUGAAUUAGGACCUACACUCUCGAAUGGUGGAAUUAAUUUGCAUAGUUCUGUGAAGCGGAAAAUGGUAGAAGAUAAGGGCUAUGUGUUUGACAAGAGGCUGAGGUACAGCGUCCGGCAGAACGAGAGCAACUGCCGCUUUCGGGACAUUGUGGUGAGGAAAGAAGACGGCUUCACGCACGUACUGCUAUCAAGCCAAACAUCAGACAACAAUGCACUAACUCCAGAGAUAAUGAAGGAGGUGAGCAGGGCACUGGGAAACGCAGCAGCAGACGAUAGCAAGCUGCUGCUCCUCAGUGCGGUGGGCAGCUACUUCUGUAGCGGCGUCGAUCCCUCCUACCUUAUAGGCCGGCUGUCCACAGAUCGGCGGAAAGAGAGCAGCCGGAUUGCUGAGGCCAUACGGGACUUUGUGAAAGCGUUCAUUCACUUUAAGAAGCCAAUCGUGGUGGCAAUCAAUGGGCCGGCCCUCGGGCUGGGAGCCUCCGUCCUUCCACUGUGCGACAUCGUGUGGGCCAGCGAGAAGGCCUGGUUCCAGACACCGUCGGCCUCCAUCCGGCUGACCCCAGCCGGCUGCUCGUCCUACACCUUUCCUCAGAUCCUGGGCGUGGCCCUGGCGAAUGAGAUGCUGCUCUGCGGGAGGAAACUGACCGCCCAGGAGGCCUGCAGUCGGGGACUAGUGUCCCAAGUCUUCUGGCCAACCACCUUCAGCCAGGAAGUAAUGCUACGAGUGAAGGAAAUGGCUAACUGCAGCGCUGUGGUUCUGGAGGAGUCCAAAUGCCUGGUUCGCAGCUUCCUGAAGUCGGUGCUGGAGGAGGUGAACGAGAGGGAGUGUCAGAUGCUGAAACAGAUGUGGAGCUCAACCAAAUUCCUGGAGUCUCUUUUCACCUACCUACAGGAAAAGGUCUAUGAUGUCUGAAUUCCUAUUUUCACCAAAACAGCAGGGUCAUAUCUCUACAACCCGAGUCAGGAACCUUUGGCAACCUGCAGAACACCUUCUAAAAUAUCUGAACAUGCCCUCCCACAAAUUACCGUGGCAAUAUUGACAGGCAUCACCCGAUCACCAUCCUCUAUGAGUGGUGUCUCCCCCUUGUGGCAGGAAAAGGACAUACAGGAAAUAGAUGAUGGGAGCUCAUGGCUGGACGGUCAGGGUGGCAGAUACCCCACCUCCAAGGAAUAGCGCUAGAGCUCAUAUGAUAUCAUUACUGCACCUGCUGAUAUUUCCACAGUUGGACUCCCCAGCCCUGUGGUGCCCUUUCAUUGCAUUCCACAGACCUAAAUUUUUUUUUGUUUUUUGUUUGUUUUUGAUUAUUAUUAUGCUUUCAAGAAUUAUCUGGAGAUAUUAAUAUUGGUUCAUUAUUCAGGGCAUCUUUCAUUUAUUGGUCACACAGACCAGCUUGCUGGAAGACAUCUUAAUAUAUUUAUCUUUUCUCACAAACACAUUCCUCCUCUCUGUAUAACAGAGCUGACUUAUGCUGGAGACUUGUUCAAAAAUGUAGAGAUGAAUUUUUUGUGGAUUAUUUAUGAUAUCAUUGGCACUCGCCAGUUAUGGGGUAAUAGUAGUCGUACGGGUGGAGUAGGGACGUAUUAAAAAUGAACAGGGUAUGGUGGGGUCCCAGCCAUCCUUUGAAGUGAACAAAGGAGUUUGAUCAGAAUCCUGCCAUCCUUUGGCUGCAUUCAAAUUGCAUUAGAGUGCACCUUACAAUAGAGAUGACUGCUAAUUCCUUUGAAAGUUUGUCUCCCACAGACAUUUUGUCUAUCAUCUCUUUUAACUAUUCACUUAAGGGCUCAUCCAGACUUGAACUAAUUCCCAGCUGCUGUAUGUUGGGAACUGCAGCACCAACUGCCUGAAUAUGGAAGCUGUGACCUUUCUAAGUCCGAACUGCCAACUGCUUAAUCUUCGGUGUAAUCUUGAUACACAGGUUCUUAACCUUUCUGAGAACAAGGUCUGGCUUAUUCCAAGUCAAAGGGUAGGCUUGAUCUGAGGGAUGUUUUUCUCAUGCCUAAGGUCAGAUAUGAUACAAUACACAGCCCAUGAAAAUCGUCAGUCUUGAGAUGGUGAAUUAUAAUAAAUGUUUGAUUUAAUUUUAAUUUAACCAAAAUGAUUUGUUGGGAAAUACCCCGGAAACGAAAUUGUGGAUUUUAUCCCAAACAUGGAGAAUGCACGAGAAGGGAAGUGAACCACACAAAUAGUUUCACUGUGGGUGUGUGAAUGUAUGUGAGAAAGAGAGCAUGUGUCUGUGUCUGUGUGUGUGUGUGUGUGUGUCUGUGUCUGUGCAUGUCUGUGUGUGUGUGUGUGUGUGUGUGAGGCCUGCCUGUGCACAUAUAUGUGGAAGCUUUUUUUAAUGUGCAUAUGCAUGGCAAAUUUUUGAGAUGAGCCAUUCAUACUGAACGAAGUGUAUGAGUUGGAUGUGUACUCAGCAGAUUCAUUGUGUAAAAAUAGAAUAUGUUGUGUGCAUUUUGAUCAUUAACAGUCAUAUAUGCAGUGUGCAUUUUCAGUAUGGAACAAUUCAAGGCGUGGCGUUUAAAAAUGAUGUGCCCACCUCACUGUAGUAAUGUCUAUCAGUCCUUUAUCACAGGAAAGACCAAAUGGGUAGUACCAGAACUGAUCUGACUUCCAUAUGGUAGAAGAGCAGUAAUUAGAUGAGGCAAGAUCCUGUAACAUCAGUGAGUAACAUUAAAACAAUUUAAAGUCAUUCAUAGCCUCCUUAAAUUAGCUUAUUUAAAUGGAUUGUUCAAUUUCUGACAUCUAAAUCUGUUUCAGAUUUAGUGUAUAUUUGUGAUGCAGUAACUGGACAGUUUUGUGGAAGGAUAUUUUGGAUAUUUAGAGAAAUAGUGAAGAUACUGGUUCACACGACGAGGUAUGUCUCCUUAUUCAAUCCAAAAAAAUGUUUGAAUCCCAUGAUUUCAAAUCAUACCAGAAAGCCAAAGGAUACUAUGAGGUGAAAGUGUUUCAGGUAUAUGACAGGGAUAGAGAGGCUAAUUAUGACAUGGCAUCAUUUCUAAAAAUGACUAUAGGUUUAACAAGCUAGUUUUCCAGUAGUAAAGAAACUCAUGUCAUAAGCUCCUUGUGUCUUUUAAACCCAGGACUUUUGUUGAACUAAUUUGAAUUUCCCAGUUUCAUAUAAUGCCAAUUUUGUCAUGCAGUGUACUGAAUAAGGAAAUCCCUUGAUUUAAUUUUCAUUCGUUCAUCCUCAGGGUCUUUGACAAGGUGACAGUAGCGCAGAAUAGGAAUUUACUGAAAUUUGCUUUGGAAAGGCACCAGCACUGGCACUGGUUUUAAGAAGAAUGGCCAAUGCAGACGAGAACUGGAAUUACAGGAAGGGCAUAGACAUUAGUUUUGCUGAAUCAGUUGGCUAUGUGCUGUGUAACUGCAGCCAGAUGUAGAAUGAAAGCAUGAAUGCACAGGCUUAAAAGUUUGCCUCGUUACUUACAUAAAUCUGAAUAAAUUUGUAAUUUUAAAGAGUUUGUGAACUCCGACUUAAUUAAAUCCUUUGUGUUCUGGUCCACUUUGAGAGUUGAACUACCUUGCCUUUGGCAAGUAGCAGUUUUUCUCUUAAGUCUUUCCUAUUUUGAUGUUAUUAUAACUAUUAUUAUGUAGAACUGUCAAAUUUCUAACCCUAUAUUUAUUAUAUUUAUUUAUUAGAUUAGCUUAUUUUUCUAAAAUCCUUCACAAUGAUUAUAGGUGAUCCCAUAUGAUACAGAGAGGGUAGGAAGGGUUAGCACACUUAUGACCCAACAAGAUAUAUUUGAAUUCAAUCAAGGAAACAGAAUCUGUAACCAAAAGGUUGCAUGAUUAAAUCCAUAGUGGGGCACAGUUGUUGUACCUUGAUAUAAACCGAUUAUUUUACAGUUAAAAUCAAGAUGUUCACAUGUAUAGUACAUGUAUAUGUAAAGUAAUCUGGUUAAGGAUAUUUUGUAACCAAAUAAAUCAUGUUAUUUCAUUUGCAAUGCAUCUGUACAGAAUUUGAAGGGAGUUUGGUGUGUUGUAUUGAAGUGGACAUGGACACUGAUUGAGUGGUAGGUACUGCACAUGCUCAGUGUUCUGCAGGGACUUAAUAAUACACAUUAGAGGUGUAUUAAGUCAUUUGUGGCUUUGUGAAUAUAGCCAUGAACACAAGCAACAGAGUGCAGCACUGAUGAAUUUCCAAUUAAAUAUUGAAGUUCAAUCAGUCUGUUGUGUUUUUUUUUUCUUUUUUGUUGUUGUUGUUGUUUUGUUGUUUGUUUUGUUUACAAAAUACUAGUCCUGUUUCAAAAUUCACCGGUCUUUAACUUGCCAUCAGAUAUUAAAGCAACUUUAACUCCUGUAGCAACAUGUUUAGUCCUUUUGUAAACAUCAGACCUUUUUCCCCAAAUUAGUUUUUCUCAUGUAAAGUUAGUCCUUGGAAAGCAGAAAAACCCAGAAAAUCUAUUUCUGUUUUUGUUGUGAAAUGCUUAAUUUUUGUUUGUCUUCACACAACUAUAUUACAUUUAUUUAAUUGAAAAUACUUAACUUAUUGUAUAAAAUGUUUGAUAUUAUUUUAAAUGACAAAUUAUUUUAAUACUUUCGUAGUUUAUUUUUUGGUCUGUUUCGUUUUCCCCAAAGUAUUCUUUCACUUCUUGCACUUUUUGUCGGUUAGGCUGUAUGUAUUAUUGAAAUAAUUGUGCAGUAGGAGUGGAAUUGCAUGUGAUGAUGGAUUCAGCAAAUAUAUGUUUUGUAUGGGUAUCUAUCUAUAUUGGGUAAUACAGUAACCACCAAUGUUGUAGGUUUGUGAAAAAUGUUUGAAAUCAGCAACUUUGCAGUUGUGUGCAUAUAUAUACAAAGUUUGCUAUUAUUUGUGUAAUUAUGCUUGUACAUAUUCUGUUGUAGAUAAAUGGGUUGCCUGUCAAAUCAUAUUUUCAGGGUAUGGCUUUUUGUAUCGCCAUAGUGAGCAAUGUUUGAAACCUUGCACAAUAUAUUUAUUUAAUUCAAAAUUAAUGUCCAGUUAUUCCUGAGGAGCUUAUAGUGCCAUACAUUUUCUCUUUCCAAAAAUCAGUUGGGCCUGUUAAGUACAAAGAUUUGCUUUUACCUUUGUUUUCAUUUGAUUUGAACACAUAUGAUGGGAAUUGUUCUCUUUUGUUUUCUCAUAUUUAAUGAGCUCAGCCAUCCAAUUGUUUGUUUAUGAUGUUAAAUUAAAUUCCCUUUUACUAGCAUUGCAAAAAAUCCAUUACUCAGACAAGUAGCUUCCUGUAUAGAUUAAACCCAUUGAUAGUGUGCUAAUGUAAUUGAUAAUUAUAUGCUAUAUGUUGAAAGACUACAUUUUCAUUAGGAAGCCAUUCAGAAAAAAAGUAUGCAUGACUUGUAAGGGCCAUACAUAAUGUACGAUUUGUAUAAUAGACUAAAAUGUUUCUCUGAAGUUUAUUUUAAAAUAUUGAUUGAAUUUUCUAGAAAGAAGGUUGUGAUUAAUGAAAUGCAGUUAAAUGCAAAAGUAUUGGAACAGUGACACCAUUUUCUUGUUUUGGCUCUGUGCUUCUGCACAUUGGGUUUUAAAUAAAACAGUAAAUAUGAGGUUUAAAAUAUGAGGUCCUCAGCUUUAAUUUGAGGGUAUUUGCAUCUAGAUCAGGUGAUCCAUGUAGGAAUUUGCAAGUGAAAUCCUAACUUGGCCAGUCAAGAUCAUUCCACUUUUUGGCCCUGAAAAACUGUUGGAUUUCUUUAGCAGUUAGUUUGGGCUCAUUGUCCUGCUGCAAGGUCAAGUGCCGUCCAAUGAAUUUUGAGGCAUUUGGCUGGAUCUGAGUAGAUGUUUCUGUACACUUUAGAAUUCAUCCUGCUGCUGCUGUCAGCAGUCACAUCAUCAAUAAAGAGAAGCGAGCCAGUUCCAGUAGCAGCCAUACAUGCCCAAGCAUUAAUACUUCCUCCACUGUGUUUCACAGAUGAGGUUGUGUUGUGCUUUGGAUCAUGAGCAGCUCUCCAUACUUUCCUCCUUCCAUCACUUUAAUACAGGUUAAUACUCUUGCCAUCUGUCCAUAAGACAUUGUUCCAGAACUCUAGUUUCUUAAUAUACUUCGUAGCGACUCUAGCCUGGCUGUUCUGUUCUCGAGGUUUACCAGUGGUUUGCAUCUUGCAGUGAACCCUCAGACGUUAUGCUGGUUUAUUCUCUGUUUUAAUGGUAGUUUUUGACACAUCUAUGCUCACAUCCGGGAGAAUGUUCUUGAUCUGACUGACAGUUGAAAAUUGUUUUUUCUUCACAAUUGAACGUAUUAUUUGGCCAUCCAGGACAGCAGUCUUCCAUUGUCUACCAGGUCGUUUGCUAUUGCUAAACUCGCUAGUGCAUUCUUUUUUCCUAAAAAUGCAUCAGUUGACACAUACAAUGUUUUAGUUCUGUCUCUGGUAGAUUUAUUCACAUUUUCCAGCCUCAUGACGGCAGGCUUUACUGGCAUUGACACUUGGUCCUAAUGUUGAGACACAAGAACAACAGACUCCAAAUGCAAAUUCCACACCUAGAAUCUACCCAACCGUUUAUUAGAUUUCUUGUGCAUGAAUUAAUGAUGCAAACACGCACCGCUGGCUAUAUAACAGCAGAGCAGGCAACUGUCCAAUUACUUUUGUUCCCCUAAAAUGGCAGACUGUAUAAAAAGGGCUGUAAUUCCUACACAGAUCACCUGAUAUGGACAUAAGCACCCUCAAAUUAAAGCUGCUAGUCUGCACUUUAACCUCAUAUUCAUGGGAUUAUUUCAAAUGGUCUGGAGUGCAAAACAACAUUAACAAUAUAAAAUUGUGUGACUGUUCCAGUUCUUUUGAACUGUACAUGGUGAAUAAUAAUUGAAAAUUGAAGUACUGAUCACAAUACACUUCAAGGUGUCCUUGAAGCAUUUGGUUCAAAGUGCUAACUUAAUAUGCCGAACACUGUACAACAUUUCAAUUAGGUUAUUUGUUUAAAUUCACUGAAUUCAUUAAUAGUUUUUUUUUUUUUUGAUUAUUACAUUUGUUAGAAGCUUCAUGGGCAAUAUUUGGAUAUUACUUAUAAGAUCUACAUUUAUGCAAUCAUUUAUUCUGAAUUCCUGCUUAUUCUUAUUAUAUUAUGUGAAAGUAAUUACGCUUAUGUUUUACUUAUGUUUCCAAAAGUUAAGUACAAACAUGUUUGGAUAAUUAUGAUGCGAAUUACCAAAAAGUUUUAAAGAAUGACACAUUUACUGUAUAAAGCAUUUUAAACUUAAACCUCAACAAAUGAAGUUUUUUCCAUGAGCCAUUACAUUACUGAGUACAUCCUGUAAAGAAUAGAUUAUUAUGAAAUAUUGUGAAAUACUGAAAUGCACAAAAUGAAAAUAAUAUAUCACUGGAAGGUAGAGAUUUUCUUUCCUAUUUAUAAGCAUGUACAAUUUUCGGCCCUUUGCCACUCUCCUUUUAUGUAUGAUUUCAUAAUGGUGGAAAUUGAUUAUUUUUUGUGAUAAAUGAAUUUAAACCAAUAUUUAUUUUACAUGUGCGAAAUCAUGAAUGGGAAUCUAUGGUGAUGUGUGAUCUAUAUAUAUAUAUAUAUAAUUUGAGAACUGGUUAACUAACCACAAAAUUAUUGCGAUGGCCAUCCCACUCUUCAGUUUAAUAAUAUUAAAUUAAAAUCUUUUUGUGAAAUAGAAUUUCUUGUUUAAAAAAUUGGUUGAUAUGAAAAAUAUCACAUUCCUAUUUUUAUUUUUAUUAUGUUUUGAGCGUACCAUGUAGCUCAUUACCUAUGUUGUUUAUUUUAUACAGCCUUUUUUGCUCAUCUUUAUCAAGGGUGCCAAUUUUAGAGAGUACUAGUGUGUAGUGACCUUAUAUUUGGCUGAUUUGGCUGCACUGUUAAGUGAAAUCAACUUCCCUUAUUUACCAACUAUGCUAAAGCUCCUCUGAUCUUGAGUUUCUAAGUCAUGUGCUGUCUAUGCUCCUGUAUCUGAUUUCGAACACAUUUCUUGGUGCCUUAGAAGUCGUAUUUUUCAUGUGUGUCAAUGAGAUGCAGUAUUUAUAUAUAGUGGAGGGGGGAAAGCUGCUUUGAAUAAACUAUGAAAUUGA
Anguilla anguilla (European eel) is the source of this 8700-nucleotide messenger RNA. RefSeq names its product chromodomain Y-like protein 2. Lineage: Eukaryota; Metazoa; Chordata; Actinopteri; Anguilliformes; Anguillidae. The record is from RefSeq and is a predicted model, not a curated record. Gene Ontology annotation, molecular function: transcription corepressor activity. Gene Ontology annotation, cellular component: nucleus. Bases 136 to 1620 code for a protein of 494 amino acids. The transcript is spliced from 7 exons.